Alternaria incomplexa is the source of this 1959-nucleotide messenger RNA. RefSeq names its product Polyamine N-acetyltransferase 1. The transcript has 2 exons. Bases 1 to 1959 code for a protein of 652 amino acids. NCBI's taxonomy places the organism in Eukaryota, Fungi, Ascomycota, Dothideomycetes, Pleosporales, Pleosporaceae. The record is from RefSeq and is a predicted model, not a curated record. Gene Ontology annotation, cellular component: mRNA cleavage and polyadenylation specificity factor complex. Gene Ontology annotation, molecular function: protein binding.
AUGGAGCGCGAAUACCAUCGUCCGGACUUUGAGGGAGGCUUGCGGCCCCGACCAAAACGCGCCGUGACCGACUAUGGCUCAACGACCGUCCAGUGGAUGCGCAACCGCCGCCCGCGCUACAAGAAUGCGCCCGCGCCAGAGAUGGAGCGGCCGAGCGCCAGCUACAUCGUCGACAUGCAGCCGCCCGCAGCACGUGUCGCCAGCGCCGCCGAGUCGAUACCUGCCAAAGCCGUGCAUUCGUCUCUGAACAAGGUCAAGCACCCCAUCAACGUCGUCAAGUGGACGCCAGAGGGCCGCCGCCUGCUCACAGGCUCGACCAGCGGCGAGUUCACGCUGUGGAACGGCAUGGGCUUCAACUUCGAGACCAUUAUGCAGGCCCACGAGGCUGCCAUCCGCGCCGUCGAAUACACAUCCACCGACGACUGGCUCCUGUCAGCUGAUCAGACUGGUGUCGUCAAGUACUGGCAGACCAAUUUCAACAACGUCAAAGAGAUUCAGGCCCACACCGAAGCUGUGCGGGGGCUGUCCAUAGCCCCGACCGACACCAAGUUCGUCACAUGCGCCGACGACACCACGCUCAAGAUCUGGGACUUUGCGUCGAGUACAGAAGAGUCGACGUUGACAGGACACGGGUGGGAGGUCAAGUCGGUCGACUGGCAUCCGCACAAGGGACUGCUAGUAUCAGGGUCCAAGGACCACCAGGUCAAGUUCUGGGACCCGCGCACAGGGCGCUGUCUGACGACGCUUCAUGGACAUAAAAACCCAAUAUCAAAAACCAUGUUCGAGCCCGUCCAAGGAAACAUGCUAGCAACAUGCGCCCGUGACCACACAGCCCGCAUCUUUGAUCUCCGAAUGAUGCGCGACGUCUUACUGCUCAAGGGACAUGAGAAGGACAUCAUCACCAUGGCAUGGCAUCCCAUGCACAAGAACCUGUUGUCUACCGGCGGCGUCGAUGGUAGCAUACACCACUAUCUCCUCGACGAGCAGAACCCUCCCGCCGGCGUCGCACCCUCGAUAUCGCCCUACGACGCCGCCGACUCGCAAAACGCCCCCUCACAAACCAUAUACCCUGCGCACAGCCUGCAAUAUGCUCACGACUUCACUGUCUGGACCAUGGACUGGCAUCCGUUAGGCCACAUCCUCGCCUCCGGCUCCAACGAUAGGGUCACGCGCUUCUGGACGCGUCCACGGCCAGGCGACACCAACUACGUCAACGACCGUUACCACAUUGGCCAAGCAGCAGCAGAGGCGCAAGGCACGUUCGACCGCGGUCAGGGCAGGCGGCAAAAGAUGGAAGAAGAAGAGCAGGAGGCAGAAGACGAGGCCGAAGGCUUGGUCGACCAGAAGAUGCCUUCAAAGAACCCAGGCGGUGGCUUCCUCCCACCUGGUCUUUCGCUGCCAGGACUCAACACAGCACCAGAUGGCACUUCGAGUUCUCUACCGGGUAUUGGAGGCACAAACCAUCCACCAAUCCCACCCCCACCAGGCGGUAUGCCCUUUCCACCCCCACCAAAUGCGGGCGGGGCGCCUAUUCCUCCUUUCAACGGCAUGGACCCCUCCCGCCUUGCACAACUCAUCGCAUCUGGCUCCCUACCACCCCCUCCUAUACCCCAUGGCCACGGACCUCCUCCACCAAACGCCAACGGAGCCCCUCCUUUUCCACCACCAAACUUUCCUGGCUUUCCACAAGGCAUGCCCCCUGGUAUGCCACCACUUCCUCCAGGCAUGCCGCCUCCCGGAUUCCCGGGCUUCCCUCCACCACCUGGCGGUAUGGGUGCGCCGCCACCGGGAUGGCCUGGUCCGCCCCCGCCGCCACAACAUCAGCAAGGGUUUGCGGGUGGGCAGGGUGGACCUGCGGGUGUAGGUGCAGAUGGUAUCAGGAGAAGAGCGCCGUUACCGGAUCAGCAGGAUGCUUUGAAGGCAGAAAUGAAUCAGGGACGGUACAGAAAAGCAAGGUAG